Molecule: messenger RNA, 1218 nt
Organism: Penicillium olsonii
Lineage: Eukaryota; Fungi; Ascomycota; Eurotiomycetes; Eurotiales; Aspergillaceae
Source: the annotation of a GenBank genome assembly
AUGAUCCAAAGGGACAUUGCUAUCAUCGGCGCAGGCUUGUCUGGCCUUGCUUUGGCACUUGCUCUUCACAAGCAGUCUAUCCCAUGCACAGUAUACGAGUCCCGCUCCGCCUCACUCGACAUUGGCGGUGCGGUCAUGUUGUCCCCCAACGCCCUGCGAAUCCUCGAUUCACUGGGAAUCUAUGAGAAGGCCAAGCCAGAGGGAUUUCACUUCCGAGACAUACACUUUCGCACGAAUGUCCCCUUGGACUCAUACGAAUUUGGAAACCGAGAAAAAUACGGAUAUGACGGGCUUCGUAUCUUCCGAUACAAGUUGAUAGACGCGCUUCUGAUCGCGACCAAAGAGCGGGGAAUCCAAAUAGAAUACGGCAAGAAGUUUGUCAAAAUUCUCAACGAGACCGAAACAGAUGUCUCCUGGGGUUUUGAGGACGGCACCACAGGACAGGCAGCAUGCUUGAUCGGGGCAGAUGGAAUCCAUUCACGAGUUCGCAAAUACCUAUAUCCAGACCUGGAGCCUAAGUUCACCAAUGCUGUUGGUGUCAAUGCCGCUGUGCCGACUGCUCAAUUGAAUCUCCCUGACUCAUUUGAGAUCCCGGUGACGAUCAUGAACCCCAAACAUGGGGCUUUUAUAAUCGCACCACAGCUUGCAGAUGGCUCGGAAGUCUUCAUCGGCAAGCAGAAACGCGCCCCGGAACUAGACCGUGAAGGCUGGGCUGCCCUUCUCAACGACAAGCAAUGGUGCGUUGACUUCUUUCGACAAGGAGCCGCGGAUUUUCCUGAGGUCGUGCAAAAUGCAGUGUCAAAGAUUGAACUUGACCGAGUCAGUAUCUGGCCUUUCUAUUUCGUCCCCAAGUUGGAAAAUUGGACUUCAAAGCACUCUCGUGUAGUUAUUCUUGGCGACGCCGCGCACGCCAUCCCACCUACUGCUGGUCAAGGUAUCAAUCAGGCAUUUGAGGAUGUCUAUACUUUCGCAGUGAUAUUCCACAGAUGCAAGCCCCAAGAACUUCAGCGUGGACUGAAGAUUUGGCAGCGAGGUCGUCAGGAACGGGUUGACCGGAUCUUGGAGCUCAAUGCCCGGAUUGAUGCUCGGCGGCUUCCUAGACUCCCAGGGGCUGAGAAAUCGGAUGUUGAAUCCAAGCCUUUUGAUCUGGAUUGGCUUUAUAGACCUGAUUUUGACCAGAUGGCGAAGACUUGGCUGGAGCAGGCUGUUCAAGCGUGA